Fusarium falciforme is the source of this 2151-nucleotide messenger RNA. Its product is annotated as Zn(2)-C6 fungal-type domain-containing protein. The transcript is spliced from 5 exons. Gene Ontology annotation, biological process: positive regulation of transcription by RNA polymerase II. Lineage: Eukaryota; Fungi; Ascomycota; Sordariomycetes; Hypocreales; Nectriaceae. Gene Ontology annotation, cellular component: nucleus. Gene Ontology annotation, molecular function: zinc ion binding; DNA-binding transcription factor activity, RNA polymerase II-specific; transcription cis-regulatory region binding. The coding region runs from base 1 to 2151 and encodes 716 amino acids. The record is from RefSeq and is a predicted model, not a curated record.
AUGAAAGGCUGCUCUAUGUGUUCAAAACGGCGUAUCCGCUGUGAUAAUAGCCGGCCAACUUGCACAAAAUGCCUUCAAAAGGGCCUCGACUGCCCCGGAUAUGAGCCUAAACUCCGGUGGGUCGGAGGCCCAGCUGUCCGGGGUCGCUUGAAGGGAUUUCAGCCUCAAGGCUCAUCCGCAGACAUACAGCCAAGCAUCGAUACAUCUUUUCACUCGUUCCUCGGAUACCCGUUACAAGAACUGGUUGAUUACUACGACAAGCAACUAUGCAAGAUCAUGGUGUGGGUGGACUCGGCCGACAACAUCUAUCGAAGAUACGUUCUCCCUCUGGCGCAGACGAAUCUGACAGUCCGCCUCUCUGUGGCUGCUGUCUCUGCUCAACAUGCCGCAGCUUCUCGCGGAGCCUGUCUCAUGUCUGAGGAUGCCCGAAAUCAAGCUAUUUCCAUGAUAUCGAGGCACAUCACCGAUGUGACGAAUCAUCUCGCUAACGGGCAUGAGAUUGACAAGCAGCUGAGUUUAGAUGACGCAGAAUGGAUGUUAGCCUGCAUGCUUGUCCUCUCGUGUUACGAGAUGGCACACUCUGGCGCAUUAGCAGCCGAGAUUCAUCGCUCGGCGGCGAGAUCACUCGUUAACACGCUUCCAACAGCUCAGUGCCGAAAAUCGAUGUUGUUCAUGUCGUUGAGGAACAUGCUUUCUACAUACGAGGUGUUUGCAUCUACAACUUGCUUUGACUUGGAAAGCGUCCAGGAUGCCAUCCUCCCGAUAUCUGAGGCGGGCACGGUUCUUCUAGACGAAAGCAUUCUUUUUGCCGAGUAUCUUGGGCUGCUGCACCAAGCUACUGUACUAGCACGCCAACCUCACAGAAUCCAGGCUCCAGGCCGUGACUGGAGGACUGAUUUUGAGAUGGCCCGGGGAACAACCUUGAUGAUUGGAGGCAGGCUUUCCAUCACGGCCCAACAGCGCCGAGAUCUGAUCCGUCUUGUGGAUAUCCAUCACAACGCUGCCCUCCUCUAUGUUUCUAGAUGUCUCGGCUAUGGGACUACAUACGAAACCAUGUCGGCCUUCUCAGACCUGAAGAGGCAACUUCUGGCGUUUGAAGAUAUCGCCGACUGGACCCAUAAUCUCGCCUGGCCAGUAUUUAUCGCCGGUGUGGAAUGCCACGGAGACGAGCAAGAUCAAAAGAUCGUAUCUGACCUGUACGAGACCAUCGUGCAGGUGACGAGACUCAAGUCAUACCGCGAGACUUAUCACUUGCCCCCUAUUAUAGCUAUGACCGUCCCAACACCCCCAAUUGUCCGCUUCGACGCAACUGAUCCGUCAACCACCAUCGACAAGCUCGUCGAGGUGAUCAAGCGUGAUGGAGGCGUCAUCGUCGAAAAGUUGAUUACCCCCGAGCUUGCGGCUCAGAUCAGCAAGGAUCUCAAGCCUGCCUUUGAUACCGACAUCAAGGACAAAUAUGGCUUCUUCCCCGAGACAACUCAACGAGCAACAGGCCUGCUUGGCUUGUCUGAGGCCUGUGUUGAACUCGCUUGCAGCAAAAUCUACAAUGAAGUUGCUCAGGCUGUGUUGCCGUCCACUUACUCUUUCUGGAGGGGUGACCACAAGAAGACGGUCAGCGGCAAGCCUAUCAUUUCUUCCACUGCUGGGUUCCGUGUCAACCCUGGUGGAACCCAGCAGGUUCUCCAUCGAGACGACAACGAUUAUUACCGUCACAACACGGAUGAACCUCUGAUGAUUGGCUGCGUCACAGCCUUGACCAAGACAACAAAGGAAAACGGCGCCACGAUCUGCAUCCCCGGAUCGCACCUCUGGGGCCCUGAUCGGAGGCCAUUGGACGAAGAGGCGGUUCCUGCUGAGCUGGAGAUUGGAGAUGCCCUUAUCUUCUUGGGCAACCUGUAUCACGCCGGUGGCGCCAACACAACCAAGAACGAGUACCGGGAAACCGUUGGCAUAUUUCUCUGCAAGCCAUAUCUCCGCCCGGCAGAGAACCAGUUCCUCAUGGUUCCAUUGGAGAAAGUCAGGAAGAUGAAGCCACAGGCACAGCGCUUGCUGGGAUACGGCCUCUUGGAGCCGGGAGUUGGCUUUAUGAACUAUCAGGAUCCCAUGAGAGUAUUGUUUGGCGUUGAGGAUGAAGAGACGGUCAACAUGUGA